UUUAUGCCAAAUAAUGUGUAUUUCAAUUCAAACAAUUUAUUCUAUUAUAAUAAAUUAAUGCGUUUAUCAUGAAGGGACAUGUAUAUCAUUGCUGACAUAAAAUUGAGCCUCAAAUAACUUUGGUGGAUUGCCUCAGAAAAAAAAAUUUUGAUGGGUCAAUUUCAGAAUAACACAAAACUCAGGGGGCGAAUGUUGAAAAAAAAACCAUUGACAAAAAACCGUCGUGGGCUCCUCCAUGCUCCAACAAAGCUUUAGAAGCGAAGAAAGACAAACUAUUUUCAGGAUAAGAGAAAAAAAGAUGGCGAUUCAACUGAACCACUUCCGGGCAUCGACGCUGAAGCAAGAGAAGCAACCGCAGCCACCUUUCUUCACUUCCUCAAAAACCCGAACGUUUAGGGUGGCUGCAGCGUCAAGCAACGCCCUGCAGCUAAUACAGUCGGGGGAGGUGAAGCCUAUACCGCCGAAGGACGCAGCUACGGCCAUGAAUUCCGAGGGGUUCAGGUUACUUGACAUCAGACCGGAGUGGGAGCGAGAAAAAGCGUACGUCAAAGGGUCAGUUCACGUGCCCCUCUUCGUCAAGGACAUGGACAAUAGUCCCAUUACUCUUUUGAAGAAGUGGGUUCAUUUUGGCUACAUUGGCCUGUGGACUGGCCAAAACUUUACCAUGAUUAAUCCUAAUUUCAUCCGGGAGGUAGAAGCUGCUGUUCCUGACAAGGAUGCUAAGCUGCUUGUAGCUUGUGGCGAAGGGCUUAGGUCCAUGAUGGCAACUUCAAAGUUAUACGAGGGAGGAUACAAGAACUUGGGGUGGUUGGCCGGAGGAUUCAAUCGUGCUGCAGAUGGUGAUUUCCCAGAAGUGGAAGGGCCUGAAAAGUUGCAGUAUGCUACGAUUGGGGGUGCUUCGUACUACUUUUUUCAGUUGCUCCUUCUCUUGCAAGCGGUGGGCAAAGAGUAAUUUGAGGAGCUCAAGUUUUUACUAAUUGUGAAGUGGUUUCAAGUCUUGCUAGUCAGCAAGUUUCUGUUGGUUGUAAUUCGCUCAAAGUUAGCUUCAGAGCUCUGAGAUCUUUUUAUUGAAUCCAUAUGCCUCUUCUUGG
Theobroma umbraticum is the source of this 1091-nucleotide messenger RNA. RefSeq names its product Rhodanese/Cell cycle control phosphatase superfamily protein. Gene Ontology annotation, cellular component: chloroplast. The record is from RefSeq and is a predicted model, not a curated record. Lineage: Eukaryota; Viridiplantae; Streptophyta; Magnoliopsida; Malvales; Malvaceae.